This is a messenger RNA of Periconia digitata, 2025 nucleotides long. NCBI's taxonomy places the organism in Eukaryota, Fungi, Ascomycota, Dothideomycetes, Pleosporales, Periconiaceae. The record is from the annotation of a GenBank genome assembly.
UAUGCUGUGUAUGGGACUAGCUUGAUGAGUAGCCGUCCGAUCCAUCAUAUCACACGAUACUCGAUUUUUUUUUGGUGGAGAACAAUGACUACAACUCAAUGCAUUGUGUACUGCUCAUCAUUCUUUCAAUUUGGUGGCUGGGCGGGGUUGUCUUUCAUGUCUCUCAAAGGAUCUAUUGUUAGACGGGUCGCUAAGAUGGCAUCCUUUGGAGUCUUGAAGACGGCAUUGUAUGCUACAAAGGACUUGUAUCCGUCCUCGAAAAGCCGCCGUUAUCACUCACCUACAAAUACAGGUGUAUUUCCACGAGAUGGCAUUUCAGGAAGACAGCUUUUCAGGUCACUUACAACACUGUUGUCUUUUCACAAAAUUUUGAUUAUAAACAUUGCAAGGCUCACACCUCAGGGCAUAAAUUACCUUACUUGCUACGAGAGUAUUACGGCUUCCAACAUCACCAUGAGUAGCCCCAAGCGCACCGCAUCUUCCCCUGAUAGUGUUGCUACACGGCGUAGUUCUAGAUCUGCUUCUGCUCGCGCCGUGUCGGCCCCUCCCCCUACCCCUUCCAGGAGACGCUCGAACCCACCCACCUCACCAACCGCUGAGCGGGUCCAGUCGCCCAGGAAACGCUCACACCCUUCUUUAUCGCCAACCUCGGAGCGAUCUCAGCCAUCUAGGAAAAGUUCAAGGUCUACUCGCUCGGCAUCCGCACAAUCCCAAUCGUCGAAGAGACAGAGAACGGAGGCUUUGGAACCUACAUCUCCCCGAGUGUCGAAGAAGUCCAAGCCCCCACCCAUUGCUACUCUCUUCCAAGCUCGGGAGCACCCUUCCACGAACACUAAUCCUCCCCCUUUCAAUGAGGCAUGGGGACUCAUUCCCACGAUCCCCGAUGGAGGCCCCGUGGCACGCACAGAUCAACCUCCUGCGCGAUCCAGCAAUGCCCAAACAGUCCCUCCCCUCUGGGAAGACCGCAAGCAGCGCUUCCAGAUCGGCAACCGCUUCAUCCAGAAGGACAUCAGCAGCAGUAGCCGUGAUUUAGACCAGGAGGAACUGUUGCAACUCAAGCUCAUCGACCUGAGGGAGACAUCCAAGCACAACAAGGCGCCUAGACGUAAGCCUGUCUUCUACGAGUGGAAUCCGGAGAAAGGUGCUCCUAUCGAUUGGAAUAACAAACAGGCCAUCAAAGCCUUGAACGAUAGGCGGCAACAGGCCAUCUCCAGAAUCACAAGGGAUCGGGAUUGGACGGAGGAGGAGCGAGCGGAGCUUGCCGAUAUCUUCGCCCAGUCCCCAGAUAUUUCCAUCCUGGAGGCUACCGAGAGGUUCAACUGGUGGAUGCUAGGCACAGACGAGGCGUGGCUCGAGGACAAUAUGUUGCGAACAGUGGAAAGUGUCAGGUACGAGUACUUGUCGCAUCAGGAGUCAUACGAUGCUGGCGGGAAGCCGAAGACGAGGAAGAAGGGUACGAAGAAGAGGAAGCUGGAGGAGGUCGAUGACUCCUCAGACGGAGGUGAUGAUGAUGAUGAUGGACAGCCAGCCCCGAAGAAGUCUAAGAAGACGGCCGACAAACCAACCGCAAAGAAAACUGGCAAGACGGCCGCGAAAGGGGCCAAGAAAGCGACUCGGGCCGUUGUUCAGCUGUCCCCAUCUCCACCCCCACCACCUGCCGGGAGCAGGAAGGGGAGGACCGUGCCCAGACACACCUCAGGCCUGAAUAUUGAUAUGGGUAGGCAUCUGGAAGAUGUAUAUUAUGACGUCAAUAUCACUUUGGCAUUGCAAGGUCUGGUCCAGAGUACGAUUGGUAACAGUCGGAGGAGCGUACGGAAUCUCGAACGAACCAUCAACGACAUCUAUUACGAUCCAGAUUUGAUGUUUCGCCUCACCCAAGGUGAGCUCGAACUUGCUCUUGUCGUUCGGGAGCCCACCGCUCAGCCUGCUCCCACCACGAGCGGGCCCGCACAGGCCACAGAGGCAGAGGGCCAGGAAGACGACUGGGAGUCUACGGAUGAAGAAGAGGAAGACCCAGCAGAAUAG